AUGACUGCCUAUCCAGUGAAAUCUCGACAACAUGGUCCACAGGUCUCUGGGUCAGGAAAGAGACACCCUGGGCAGAACCUGUGCCGCACAGGCGGGUUUUCCACUCUGAAGGAUGGUAUAGCAUAUUGGACAUUGACACCGAUGCUCCAGCUCGCUGACCUCAGCCUCAAGCUUGCAGAUCUCCUUGUUUUUCCCAAUCAGCUCUGCACAGUGCUUGAUUUCUAGCUCGGUGUUCCACUUCUUCAGGCGCUGCACUUCUUGUAGGUCCCUGAUCUUCGCGGACCCUGCUUCAAAUACGGUGUGAAUUUUUUUGUUUUGCUGUCGCCUAUCCUAAUAUCAGCAAAUGGCAAGUCCGGCUCUGAUGGGAGCUUGCCAGAACUGCAUUCAAGUUGGGUAUUUUGCGUUUCAGCGGCUGUGAUUUUGUGGAUGCGGAGGAAUUGAGGAUCGCCGGGCCAUCAAACAGAACCUCAUAAUCUUGGAGGCUAUUGUCCAUAAGGCGUCUCUUUCUCCGUAGCUCUCGCGGCGGGGAUCGAGGUUCGUCCGUCUCUGCAUCUGUAUUGUUGUUAAUGACAAUGGUGCUGCGGGGUUCAGCUUCGGUAGAAGCCGUGGCUCUGAACGCGCUCGUUAAUGUUGGGCGACCUUGGGCCGUGCAAACAGGCCCCUUCGGUGAGUUUCUUGCGGUGGUGGAUGGAGAAUGGAAAUGGAAGUUAAAGAAAGAUGGAGUCGGGGGAGGAGGAAAAGGUGGGGGGGGGGGGGGGG
Molecule: messenger RNA, 759 nt
Organism: Blastomyces gilchristii SLH14081
Lineage: Eukaryota; Fungi; Ascomycota; Eurotiomycetes; Onygenales; Ajellomycetaceae
Exons: 2
Coding region: 1-225 (74 amino acids)
Source: RefSeq, a predicted model, not a curated record